AUGACACUACACAUUAAAUCAUCCUCCUUCACUCUCCUAAGUAUAUAUAUACGAGCAACCGUGACAUAGAAAUCGAGAAAACUCUUCUCACUAUCACCACAACAACCCCACCACAUACCGUUCAUAUCAUGCAAGCAGCAGCCAACGCAGCCCAGGCGAAAUUGGGGAAGGAGCCAACUAUCGUGGAUGCGCAGUACAAACACCGUGAAGAUGGAAAAACAAUGAAAGCAUUGGCCUGGUUUAGUGCCAACGACGUUCGCAUGGUUGACGCACCCAUUCCAGAUAUCACUGAGCCGGAUGACGUUAUCGUCAAAGUUACUGGAACAACAAUCUGUGGUUCUGAUCUGCACCUAUACCAUGGUGAGAUAUUAGCCCUUCAAAAGGGAGAUAUUCUGGGCCAUGAGUUCAUGGGCAAGGUUGAUCGCAUUGGCCCAAAUGUCAAGAAUCUCAAGGUUGGCCAACGUGUCGUAGCAUCAUUCCAGAUUGCAUGCGGCAAUUGUCGGUUCUGCAAGCAAAAACUCUCAUCAUUUUGUGAUCGAACAAACAGUUCCUCCCUACAAAACUACAUGUACGGCACCCGUGAUGCAGGGUUCUUUGGCUAUUCCCACUUCACAGGGGGCUUCCCAGGUGGUCAAGCAGAAUACGUCCGUGUUCCUCUUGGCCAGGUCAAUCUCCUCCCAAUCCCCGAUGACGUCUCCGACGAGAGAGCACUUUACCUCUCCGAUGUGCUUCCGACAAGUUAUCAUUGUGUUGUUGACACAGGGGUAAAGGAAGGAGACGUUGUUGGAAUAUGGGGAUUGGGUCCCAUUGGACAAUGUGCCGCACGGUGGGCGAAGCUCAAAGGGGCCUCACGCAUCAUAGGAAUAGAUCGGGUUCCUGAACGCCUGACCUUUGCGAAGGAGAAAUCUGGCAUCGAAGUUCUCGAUUUUAGUAAACAUAAAGAUGUUAUCAAAGAAAUACACAGACUUGUUCCAGGUGGUCUGGAUGUUGCUUUGGACUGUGGAACCUUCCACGAGCCGAAGACCUUAUUACAUCGUGGCAUGAAGAUGCUAAUGCUAGAAACUGAUGUGCCUGAGACAGUCAAUGAGAUGCUCGGUUCGGUUCGGAAAAUGGGCAGCUGCGGGCUUAUUGCUGCAUAUGCUGGAUUCACGAAUGGUUUUAACAUCGGUGCACUAAUGGAAAAAGGCAUCAGGCUGAUCGGUAAUGGACAAGCUCCCGUACACAAAUAUUGGGAAGAAAUUAUCAAGGACUACAUUAUCCCGGGGAAAUUUGACCCGACUUUCAUGAUAACUCAUCGUGUGCCGAUUGAUGAUAUGGCGAAGCUGUACCCAGCCUUUGACAAACGUGUCGGUGGCGUAGAAAAAGUGUUCGUGGAAACACAGUUCUCUGCACCUCCCAGCGAAGGUUGUCCUACUAUAAGUCGAGUGGAUGACUGGAAAAAUUGAAAACUGUCGUGAGACAGCGCGGCGUGCCACAAGGAUAUUUGUAUUUGUAGGGUUUAAAGCGUUUGUUCUAUAGGACAACCAUGCUGUAUUUGUUAUAAUAUAUAUUAUAACUGUAACUUAGCUUGUACACUAAUGGCGGUAUAAACGUGAUUCGCAAAAUGGUAUCGCAUCCUUUCGCCUCGAAA
Molecule: messenger RNA, 1630 nt
Organism: Serpula lacrymans var. lacrymans S7.9
Lineage: Eukaryota; Fungi; Basidiomycota; Agaricomycetes; Boletales; Serpulaceae
Gene: adh1
Product: alcohol dehydrogenase
Exons: 7
Coding region: 129-1445 (438 amino acids)
Molecular function (GO): zinc ion binding; oxidoreductase activity
Source: RefSeq, a predicted model, not a curated record